Vicia faba (fava bean) is the source of this 1470-nucleotide messenger RNA. The record is from the annotation of a GenBank genome assembly. NCBI's taxonomy places the organism in Eukaryota, Viridiplantae, Streptophyta, Magnoliopsida, Fabales, Fabaceae.
AUGGGUUCCGCUGAAAAUGAAGAAUCAGCAAUCCAAAUAUCCGAAACCACAAAAAGUUCAUCUCUUUUCCGAUACAAUUCACCUCUUGCACAAAUCAUUCUCAUUGGGUUAGUUUGUUUUUGUUGUCCAGGCAUGUUCAACGCUCUCUCGGGAAUGGGCGGUGGUGGUCAAGUCAACGCCACCGCUUCCAACAACGCCCUCACCGCGCUCUACACAACCUUCGCCGUUUUCGGAAUCCUAGGUGGUGGAAUCUACAACAUCCUCGGACCACACUUAACUCUCUUCGCAGGUUGUUCCACCUAUGUCCUCUACGCCGGUUCCUUCCUCUACUACAAUCAUAAACAACACCAAGCUUUUGCUAUAAUCGCCGGUGCCGUUCUUGGAAUCGGUGCAGGGUUAUUAUGGGCUGCACAAGGUGCUAUUAUGACAUCUUACCCUCCAGUGAAUCGGAAAGGAACUUACAUUUCGAUUUUCUGGAGUAUCUUCAACAUGGGUGGCGUUAUCGGUGGUUUAAUCCCUUUUAUUCUUAAUUAUAACAGUGGUGAUAAAGCUGCUACUGUUAACGAUGGAACUUACAUAGGUUUCAUGGCUUUUAUGUCCUUAGGAACCGUUUUGUCUCUGACUAUUUUGCCAGCGAGUAAAGUUGUUCGUGAUGAUGGAACAAAGUGUACAAAUAUGUUAUACUCAAACGUUGCAACUGAGAUUAUGGAGAUUUUGAAACUGUUCUACAAUUGGAAGAUGCUUCUCAUGAUUCCUGCAGCUUGGUCUAGUAAUUUUUUCUAUACAUAUCAGUUUAAUCAUGUUAAUAAGACCGAGUUUAAUUUGCGAACAAGAGGGUUGAACAAUGUGUUUUAUUGGGGAGCACAGAUGAUUGGUUCGAUUGGGAUUGGAUACACUAUGGAUUUCAGUUUUAAGAGUAGGAAGAAAAGAGGGAUUGUAGGAAUCUGUGUUGUUGCUGUUCUUGGAAGUGCUAUUUGGGGUGGUGCAGUGGCUAAUCAGAUAAAACAUAGACAUGGUGUGAUAUUGGAUUUUAAGGAGUCUGGUUCUGGUUUUGCUGGUCCUUUUGUUUUGUAUUUUAGUUUUGGAUUGUUGGAUGCCAUGUUUCAAAGUAUGGUUUAUUGGUCCAUUGGAGCAUUGGCUAAUGAUUCUGAGGUUCUUAGCAGAUAUACAGGGUUCUAUAAAGGGAUACAGAGUGCUGGAGCUGCGGUUGCAUGGCAAAUUGAUAACCACAAUGUGUCUCCAAUGUCACAGUUGAUUGUGAAUUGGGUGCUCACUACAUUAAGCUAUCCGUUACUGUUAGUUUUGAUGGUGUUGGCUGUGAAGGAGGAUAGUAAGGAGGAAGAGAAAACUGGUGAAAAGAAGGAGGAUAGUAAGGAGGAAGAGAAAACUGGUGAAAAGAUUUCUGCUCCAGGUCACAAUGGCUCUCUCUCUCUGUCCAUUGACUUCUCUGGUUGUCUCUUUCAAUUGUAA